AUGCUGGCUUUGCAGAAGAUUGCCAAGCACCUGAUUCUGUGCAGAAUUAAGACAGGCCUCAGCGUGGGCUCCGACUGCGCGCUUAGCGGCUGCGCGCACAGGGCACGAGCCCAGCCCCCAGUCGGGAUGAUGGUUCAUCAGAACCACGAAACGCAGCACCCAGAGGGCCAGCGGCCCUGGGCUCACUUUGCCGUGAGCGGUGAGCGUCGCGUCCUCCUCCUUUGCAGAGGGGCAGGGUCGACUUGUUCUGAGGUACCCAGGUACCACAGGGCGCUGACAAUGGCUUCUGCUUGGGAGAGGAAGUGCUACUAUUCAGGUCUGGGGAAGAAAGUGGUGUUCCUUCCCAACCUCCUUCUCUGUGAGGAGUUCACGAAGGACAGUGGUUACCUGCAAUCUCUUGAGGGAGUGCUGCUGCUGGCGGAUGUCUCAGGUUUCACUGCCUUGGCAGAGAAGUGUGUCCAGCAGAAUGGACCAGAGAGAGGAGCUGAGGAGCUGGCGCAUGUCCUCAACGCCUACAUGGGGGACAUUCUGGAGGUGGUGCUGGCUUGUGGAGGAGACAUCCUGAAGUUUGCAGGGGAUGCUGUGCUGGUGCUUUGGAGAGCAGCACCGCCUCAGAUGCCUAUGGCCAUCAACGUGGCGCUGCAGUGCGCCUGGAAAAUCCAGAAGAAGUACGGCACUCAUGACACGCACAUGGGUCUCAAGCUCCACCUGAAGAUAGGGAUCUCGGCCGGGAUUCUCUCCUUCCUAUCCAUCAGAGGUGGGGAUCAUCAGUACUUCUUCGUCUGCAGCCAGGCCCUGGAGGAAGUUAUCGAGGCCCAAAGCCUUUCGGCUGACUAUGAAAUCAUGAUGUCACAGACCUGCUGGGAGCUGUGUGGGCAGCAACGAAUCAAGGCCCAAUCUAUUGCUGGCAGAAGGGCCAUGAAGGUUGUGAGAAUGAUGCACUUAGCUCGCCAAGAAUACCAAGAUGCUGUAGGCCAGCUGAACAUGUACAGAGGGGAUUGGCAUUUGAAAGGGACGGCCCUCCAAAGGCCGGUUCUUAGGAGCUCUGGUGAUCCUGAAGUGGCAGCGAGGCUGGAGAUGCACAUACCGACAGCAGUUCUCCAGAAGCUUCGUCAGGACAUGCCACUGGAGCUGUGCUCUGAGCUACGGCCGGUCACCGUCCUCUUUGUCCAGCUGCAGUUUCCUGACACGAUCAGCGUAGUGGAGCUCAGCAGCAGCCUCAGUGAUAGCAGCAGUAUGAUUUCAGAAAUCAUCAGCCCUCACAAGGGUGAAAUCAACAAAACUCUUCUGUUUGAAAAAGGCUGCACCUUUCUCUGCGUGUUUGGAUUUCCUGGAGGAAAAUUGGCCUGUGAGAGCACCCACACCUUGGAAUGUGCUAUGCAGAUCUUCCACAAGGCCUCCACGGGGCUGAGAAAACUCCAGCAAGUUUCCGUCGGGGUCAGCAGCGGGACGGCGUUCUGCAGCCUCACUGGCCAUCCCGAGAGGUGUGAACACACAGCCCUUGGCUUUAAGGUGAAUUUGGCCGCCCGCAUGAUGAUAGCCUACCCAGGGAUGGUGUCCUGUGAUGCAGAGACCCACGCGGCCUCUCGCCUGCCCAGCUACUGCUUCAAAGAGUUGCCACAGAGAGACAUGAAAGGUGUUACCAAUCCCGUCACCAUCUAUCAAUACAUGGGGAUCACCGAGCACCAAAAUGACAUGGGCCUUGCCAGGGAGAGGUCGCACUAUGGUCCCUUGCUGGGUCGCGAGGCGGAGAUCGAAACCUUUGAUUGCUGCUUGGAGGCCUAUGAGCUUUUGGAAGAAGCACAGAUCCUGGCAUUUGUGGGCAUUCCAGGCUCUGGAAAGAGCCACUUACUUGCCGAGCUGGCCGUUUUAGACCGGGCUACUAAGUACAAGGUCAACACUAUGGAAUUGACAGAGGACAACAUGAAGCAGCCCUUCUCUGCCAUCCGUCUACUGGUGGCCAGGGCGCUGGGUCUCCAGGGUGAUGAAACCUCCAGUGACAGGCAGCGCACUCUGCAGACCGUGCUCCAAGACACAGUGGAAGAGAGCAGCUAUUGCCUGCUAAACGAUGUUUUCUUAGUUGAGUUUCCCAUCACGGACGAGGUUUCCAAGAUGUGUUCCGCUGAAAGGGCCAGCGCGUUCCACCUGACUUGUACACAAGUGCUACAGAAGGUGCUUGGGGGGAAAUACGGCAUAUUUUUCAUCGACAACGCCCACUUCCUCGACACUAGGUCCUGGUCUAUCAUGUGGCCCCUGCUUCAAAGUGUCACGGUCUUUAUGGUCAUGAGCUUAGUUCCGGGCCAUGACAGAACAGAGAGCAUUUUCAAAGCUGCCGCAGACUGCAAGACAUCUGAGACGAUCACUUGUGUUCGUCUGGAAGGGCUGAAAGCUUCAGCUGUAGUGCAGAAAGCCUGCCAGGACCUUGGAGUGAGCAGCAUCCCCAGGGAGCUAGCAAGGUUCCUGAUCCAGAGAAGCUCUGGCAUCCCAUAUUACUGUGAGGAACUGCUGCGCUACCUGCGACGCAACAACAUGCUCUUGUUGCACACUGGGAGGCCGGACGAAGGACAGGACAACUGGCAGAGCCUGAUUGCCAAGGCGUCACCUGCUGUCACCGCUGCCUCGAGCUUGGGUACCAGGAAUGACAGCGAAAGGAUCUGUACCAUCAGACCAGACGUGAGCCUGGAGAACCCCAUGCUGCCGGUGGCCUUGAAAGAGAUUGCGCUGGCUGAGCUGGAUCGGAUCAAUCUGGAGAAGCAGAUGGUUCUGAAGUUUGCAGCCAUCAUAGGGCCGGUGUUUACCACCCAGCAGCUGGUUCACAUUAUUCCCAGUAGCAAAAGGCACAGGAUUAAUUCACUGCUGGACAAGCUGGUGGAGGACAACAUCCUGAAGCAACUGGACAUCGAGGAGCCAGAAGGCAAGUGAGGUGCUACAAAGAGGCUGCCCACCUCUGGGCCGGCAAGAAGCGGGAUGAAGAGGCCCUCUGUGAGCAGGGAGACCAUGCAGCAGGAGUCUAAAAUCCUGGCCUUUUGCACCCCUCUGCUGUGGGAGGCAACUUACAAGCUGUGGCCCACGAGGCAGAAGAUCAACAUUCACUGUCAGUGUGCUGCCUUCCUGGAGAGGCAUGCACACAAAUGCCAGAGGUGCCACGAAGGGGACUUUGUGGCCUUCCACCGCUUUGGCAUCUCCAGACCCCAGGAGCAGGGGAGCUGCCAGGGCUCUGCUGAGAAGGACAACUGGAGCAGCUGGGAGGCCUUGGUAGUUGCUGGAGAACACCUGCGGAGGGCUAGGACCCUCCCUGCAGAGGGGAUUCUGGCAGAAGGCGAGCACACAACGCUGCGGGCCAAGGACAGUGGCCGGUGCUGCCAGUGUGAAGCCAUCGCCGAAGCGGUGCUUGUGCCCCUGGCUCGCCACUACACAGCCAUGGGCAAUGCUUCCCAAGCCUUCUACUACCUGCUGGAGUCUGCGGCUGCCUACCUGCACGUCUCCAACAGCUCCAUGGCCUUCAUGAAGCUGAAUGAAGCGGAGGUCCUGAGGAGCUCCCUAGAGGAAAAAAGGAGUGCCGUAGACCGCUUUGAGGAGGCCAUCUUCUUCAGCCUCAAAGGAGAGGUCUGCAGGAACAUGGGAUGUGUGAAGCUGGCCAGGAAAAUGAGCAGGCAGGCACUAAGCCUGCUGGAAAAGCAUUUCCCCCGGAGCCGUGCUGGGGCCUUUGUCAAGUCUCUGUGGGAAAGGUUGCAGCAGAUUUCUCAGGCCACACGCAGAGCGUCCUUCCUUCCGCAGCAGGCUCGGAGGAAGAAACAAGCCUGGCUGCUUCACCGGAGCAGAUGCCUCUCCUUGCUCCAGGACCUCUACAGCCAGGAGGGCACAUCUGCUGGACAGAGAUUCUCCCGCCUGGCAGCACUCAUGAAGGCUAACACGGACAGGAAGAUGGACUCCUACCAGGCAGCAGACUCCAACGCUGGACUACUUUGAAUCACAGAAUCACAGAAUUGUAGGGGUUGGAAGGGACCUCCAGGGAUCAUCGUGUCCAACCCCCCUGCCAAAGCAGGUUCCCUACCGCAGGUCGCACAGGUAGGCCUCCAGGCAGGUCUUGAACAUCUCCAGAGCAGGAGACUCCCCCACCUCCCUGGGCAGCCUGUUCCAGUGCUCCGUCACCUCACUGUAAAGAAGUUCUUGCGCACGUUUGUGCAGAACUUCCUAUGCUGCAGUUCCCGGCCGUUUCCCCUUGUCCUGUCGCCAUUCACAUUCACAUUCACAAAGAGUCCGGCCUCGCCAUUCUGCCCCCCACAACUUAGAUAUUUAUAGACCUGGAUCAGGUCCCCUCUCAGUCUUCUUUUCUCAAGGCUGAACAGACCCAGUUCACUCAGCCUUUCUUCAUAGGAGAGAUGCUCCAGGCCCUUCACCAUCUUCGUGGCCCUCCGCUGAAUUAAGGAAAACAAGUGAGGUUAAAAGCUAUGUGCCUUCAUGGGUGCUGGAUCGGCAGCUACAGAUCUGACCUUGCUAAUCCAGCUUUUGGCUGCCAAUAACUGAUGCUUUACUACAGACUUGGACAGUUAGUGCAGACAGCGGGUCUCCUGUUUCUCCAGGUAACGUCGUUAGCUACCCUAUGUGUGCAGUGCAGUGUGUGACAGCUGGCUAGGACAAUAAACCACAAAUUAACAAGGAGGCAACAGAUGGAGGAAGGAGUCGUAGCCUAUAAGACAGCCAGCCAAAGCCCGCCAACUGUCCUCCAACUGACUCACGUCAAAAAGCACGCAGUCAGGAAGAGAACAGCCUUCAUCAAAAAGACCACCAGACCACCACCGAGAGCUACGACAUGUGUGCAGACUCUCACACUGGACAACAACUCUCCUUUACCUACUCUAUCUUAGUAAAAUUGUUGCUUCCUUAUGUUCGUGCUUUUUCGCCUUUCUUGAGAUCUGGAAAAUGUAAGAACAUUGAAUUUUCACGUGCUUUCUAGAAAAAAUAUGUCUUUCUAAACACAGGUUUAGUCGCUCAGGAAAGCCAAGCCAUGAGUAGGUUUGCCUUUCAAAAUAGAAAAGCAUCUUCUGAAAUUCAUUUAAACACAUCUCUGGGGUUUUGCCAGUUAGGUAGCAUUUGAGCUCGCAAUACAGAGAAGCAAGACUGAUAAAUCGGUAGCCAGGCUUAUACUUGGGGUCUGUCUUUGAUCAGUGGAAUUGCCCUCUGUGUUAGGAAGUGGACAGAUUCCACGCACAUGCCGUGCAAUCUCAUCCAAGAUGACUUGCUCCGUAACUUUCCCUGGUACCGAGGUACCGAGGUAUCUGGUCCCCGCAUCCUCCUUACGGCCCUCCUUUUGAUGCACCCAGAUUCUCGGAGAGAACUCCCUGGGUCGACACAUCCACCACAGAGCAGGGAGAGAGCCCCGGCUGUAUGAUUUGUGGGUUUGGAAGGAACGAGACAAAAUGUUUGGAUGGUAUAAGAAGGUGUCUCGGUUAAUGGUAUGUGGAAGCAUAAUUGAGUGUAGGUGGAAGCGUAAUUGAGGGUACGAAUAGCGGAACAGUUGAAAAGGCAAAAGGGUGAAAGGAAAAGUGAGUUUAUCUGCACUGGCAUGAGAGCAACCCCUGCAGAACGCUAGGAGAGAGAGAGCGCCAGGGCUGGAAACUGCUGCUGUAAGCAGCCUUGUUCACAAAAGGGGUGAGGGGCAUUGGAAGUGAGGAUAGCCUUCCAGGAAAGCUAGAGGGCCGUGCCCAGUGGGCAGUGGUGAAUGGAGUGAAGUCCAGCUGGCGACCUGUU
Messenger RNA from Lagopus muta (rock ptarmigan), 5751 nucleotides. Its product is annotated as adenylate cyclase type 10-like. Lineage: Eukaryota; Metazoa; Chordata; Aves; Galliformes; Phasianidae. Gene Ontology annotation, molecular function: adenylate cyclase activity. Gene Ontology annotation, cellular component: cytoplasm. The record is from RefSeq and is a predicted model, not a curated record. Gene Ontology annotation, biological process: cyclic nucleotide biosynthetic process; intracellular signal transduction.